AUGUCUGUUUGUGCCAUCGUUGAUGCUAUGUUUGAAGCUAGAGAAGGCUACCAAAUAAAAAGGAUAUUUCCCGAUAACGUAAGUCUUGAAGGAAUUGAAUAUUCUCUUUUUCCUAGCGGGAUUCAACAGUUGGAUCGGUGCAUGGUAGCAUUUCGAUUUCGAAACCAGCUAUGUUUAAGCGUUUACAGGAAGAAACUAGGAGAGUAUUAUGAAAGGAAUGCAUAUUUCUCUUCAAUUGGUAUUCUCUUGGAAGAUGUGAAUAUGAGCGUCGAGGAAGCUGCUGCGAAAUACUUGAAUCUUUUGGACUUCGUAUCAAAAGCCAUUGUCUCCCCCAGUUCAUUGAAAGAUCCCGAGAAUGUGCUUCAAUUUGUUUACCAUGAUUUUCAAAAGGCCAUUCAAUCUUCGUACAAUGCCGGUGAGCCUUUAGAAGAGUAUCAGCAAGGAUUGCAAUCAGCCGUGAUAGAGCAAGACUUCAGUGCCAUUCUUUCCAUCUUCAAUACUAGGGAACAACUUACGUAUGAUUCAUUUUCUCCUAGUCUAGUUCGACAUUAUUAUUCAUUGAUAGAUAAUUGGCUCGGUCCGGUUUUCCUCAUUUUAUAUAAAUGUUUGAUGCAAAAGAAGCGGAUCCUCUUGGUUUCAUCACCAAGUGAAGAGAUAUACUCGAUUAUGGAUAGCAUGACUCGUUUAACUUCUGUUUCUGGUGAAGAAAAUCGUGUUCUUCCAAAUCCCUUAUGCAAGUUCUAUUCUGUAGGCCUUACAGAUAUCGACAUCCUUGAAAAUUCGAAUCAGGAAAGUGGGUGGAUAGCCUCCACGACUGAUUCGGUAUUGUUAUCAAAAUCUUCUCUUUAUGAUGUUGCCUUCAUUUGGCCAACAAACCCGUUAUCCAAGCCGGGUCCUCCAAAAAUACAGCUUUCUAAUGGCUAUUCUUUAAAACAUUCCUAUGAGGAUUUAUUGAAUUCACGUUUGAUUUCUGACAAAUUUGAUCCACGGAUUGCAAGUACCUCAAAAUUCACGAAUUAUUCAAUUGGUGCUAUAAUACAUAUCAUCCUUUUCAACUCUACACGCUUUCAUUUGGUUCAAUCCUUAGUUUCCACUAAUCAAACAAAUUUAUUUGCAGCUUUUCCGAGGUACAAUCAGUUUCUUUUGAACCUCUUGAAUCAGCACCAUGACAGCAUUGGCAUUUCAGAUAUGAGAAACUUUGGGUGGAACCCCUUUAGACAACUCGAUCGUGAUUUUGUUUUUAAUGUUGCUCAGUUUUGGGUUCACAAACACGUCCAUUACCGCUAUCCUUCGUAUGCUUACCUGAUGCAACCGACUGCUUGGGGGGUCCAUUCCCUUUUACUCUUUUUCAGUAUAUGGAAAAGGUCUGUUCCUACAAUGCUUAUUUAUUUAUUGUUGUUAAAGUGGUGGUACAGUUAG
Messenger RNA from Schizosaccharomyces osmophilus, 1419 nucleotides. RefSeq names its product DENN domain-like containing protein, implicated in vesicle formation/trafficking. NCBI's taxonomy places the organism in Eukaryota, Fungi, Ascomycota, Schizosaccharomycetes, Schizosaccharomycetales, Schizosaccharomycetaceae. The transcript has a single exon. Gene Ontology annotation, cellular component: lipid droplet. The record is from RefSeq and is a predicted model, not a curated record. The coding region runs from base 1 to 1419 and encodes 472 amino acids.